CCCCUCGGUCUUUCACCCCGGCCGUUACGAAAGCGCGACCCCCCUCCCGCCCCGGCUAUAAAGCGGCCGGGCGGCCCCAGCGGCUCGCUCGCUUCCCUGGCUCCACGCGCGCCCGACGCCGCGGCCAGGCUUGAGCGCAGCUCCGGGCGGGAGGACUCCGGGCACGAUGGCGUGGGUAUGGGCGCUUGUGCUGCUGGCCGUGCUGGGCAGCGCCCGGGCGGAGCGCGACUGCCGGGUGAGCAGCUUCCGAGUCAAGGAGAACUUCGACAAGGCUCGCUUCUCCGGGACCUGGUACGCCAUGGCCAAGAAGGACCCCGAGGGCCUCUUCCUGCAGGACAACAUCGUCGCUGAGUUCUCUGUGGAUGAGAAUGGCCACAUGAGCGCCACGGCCAAGGGCCGAGUCCGUCUUUUGAAUAACUGGGAAGUGUGCGCAGACAUGGUGGGCACCUUCACAGACACGGAGGACCCCGCUAAAUUCAAGAUGAAGUAUUGGGGCAUAGCGUCCUUUCUCCAGAAAGGAAAUGAUGACCACUGGAUCAUCGACACGGACUAUGACACCUACGCUGUGCAGUACUCCUGCCGCCUCCUGAACCUCGACGGCACCUGUGCCGACAGCUACUCCUUCGUGUUUGCCCGCAACCCCAACGGCCUUCCCCUGGAUGCACAGAAGAUCGUGCGGCAGAGGCAGGAGGAGCUGUGCCUGGCCAGGCAGUACAGGCUGAUCGUUCACAACGGUUACUGUGACGGCAGAUCAGAACAAACCAUUUUGUAGCAACAUGGAGUUUCAUAGGAGAAGUUCCCAUUAAGUCACGCAGCCUUCAACUCGAUCUGAUCUUAGGAGUUUAGUUUGCCCUGCUCUGCUCCCCUCCCCUCUGCAAACACGGAACCUCAGUGCACAUAAAAAUAUAUGUGGGGAUAAGUGAAUCUGCACCCAAAUGACUGUCUUUUCUGGAAUUUUCUAAGCAAUUGUUUAAGGCUUAGGACUCCAGACUUUGAUUUAUUAAAAUAUAGUCACCCGUUUCCUAUGA
Messenger RNA from Zalophus californianus (California sea lion), 1028 nucleotides. It is a transcript of the gene RBP4, whose product is annotated as retinol binding protein 4. The transcript is spliced from 6 exons. NCBI's taxonomy places the organism in Eukaryota, Metazoa, Chordata, Mammalia, Carnivora, Otariidae. Gene Ontology annotation, molecular function: retinol binding; retinol transmembrane transporter activity. The record is from RefSeq and is a predicted model, not a curated record. Gene Ontology annotation, biological process: retinol transport. Bases 167 to 772 code for a protein of 201 amino acids.